Messenger RNA from Elgaria multicarinata webbii, 7341 nucleotides. RefSeq names its product spectrin beta, non-erythrocytic 2 (gene SPTBN2). NCBI's taxonomy places the organism in Eukaryota, Metazoa, Chordata, Lepidosauria, Squamata, Anguidae. The transcript has 36 exons. Gene Ontology annotation, biological process: actin cytoskeleton organization. The record is from RefSeq and is a predicted model, not a curated record. Gene Ontology annotation, cellular component: spectrin; cortical actin cytoskeleton; plasma membrane. The coding region runs from base 106 to 7260 and encodes 2384 amino acids. Gene Ontology annotation, molecular function: phospholipid binding; structural constituent of cytoskeleton; actin filament binding.
CAGACACCCAGCAAGGGGGAAUUGCAUACCCUGACAGCGUGGCAUUUGGACCAGCAGAACCAGGUUGACUUUGCAAGCGGGCGUGGGCCCCGUGCCGAAAUCGCCAUGAGCAGCACCCUCUCUCCCACCGACUAUGACUGCCUGGAGAUCCAACAGCAGUACAACGACAUCAACAACCGCUGGGAAGUGGCCGACGAAGAGUGGGACAAUGAGAACAGCUCGGCCCGGCUUUUCGAACGCUCCCGCAUCAAGGCCUUGGCAGAUGAGCGAGAGGCCGUGCAGAAGAAGACCUUCACCAAAUGGGUGAACUCUCACCUGGCCCGGGUCACGUGCCGCAUCAGCGACCUGUACAGCGACCUGCGGGAUGGCCGGAUGCUUCUGCGUCUCCUGGAGGUGCUCUCGGGGGAGCAGCUGCCCAAGCCAACGAAGGGCCGUAUGCGCAUUCACUGCCUGGAAAACGUGGACAAGGCGCUCCAGUUCUUGAAGGAGCAGCGUGUCCAUUUGGAGAACAUGGGCUCUCACGACAUCGUCGACGGCAACCAUCGCCUGACGCUGGGCCUCAUCUGGACCAUCAUCCUCCGCUUCCAGAUCCAAGAUAUCAGCGUGGAGACGGAGGAUAACAAAGAGAAAAAGUCUGCCAAGGAUGCUUUGCUGCUCUGGUGCCAGAUGAAAACAGCUGGGUACCCAAACGUGAACGUCCACAACUUCACCACCAGCUGGCGGGACGGCCUGGCUUUCAACGCGAUUGUCCACAAACACAGGCCAGACCUGAUAGACAUCGACACCCUGAAGAAAUGCAACGCACACUACAACCUCCAGAAUGCCUUCAACGUUGCCGAAAAGGAACUGGGCCUUACCAAACUCCUGGACCCAGAAGAUGUGAACGUGGACCAGCCGGAUGAGAAGUCCAUCAUCACUUACGUGGCCACUUAUUACCACUACUUCUCUAAGAUGAAAGCCUUAGCUGUGGAAGGGAAGCGGAUUGGGAAGGUGCUGGACUACGCCAUCGAGGCGGACAAGUUGAUUGAUAAGUACGAGACGCUGGCCUCCGACCUCCUGCAGUGGAUCGAGCAGACCAUCCUGACCCUGAACGACCGGAAGCUGGCCAACUGUCUGAGCGGGGUGCAGAACCAGCUGCAGGCCUUCAACACCUACCGCACCGUGGAGAAGCCCCCCAAGUUCACAGAGAAGGGGAACCUCGAAGUUUUGCUCUUCACCAUCCAAAGCAAGAUGAGAGCCAACAACCAGAAGGUUUACACGCCCCGGGAAGGGCGGCUCAUCUCGGACAUCAACAAGGGCUGGGAACGGCUAGAGAAAGCGGAGCACGAGCGAGAAUUGGCCCUGCGAAACGAGUUGAUUCGGCAGGAGAAGCUGGAGCAGCUGGCCGCCCGCUUCGACCGCAAAGCAGCGAUGCGCGAGACCUGGCUGAGCGAGAACCAGCGCCUCGUCUCCCAGGAUAACUUUGGGUUGGAUAUCUCAGCGGUGGAGGCGGCUGUGCGGAAGCACGAAGCCAUCGAGACGGACAUCGUGGCCUACAGCGAGCGGGUGGCCGCCGUCAACGCUGUGGCAGCCGAGCUGGAGGCCGAGGGCUACCACGACCUCAAGCGGGUGCUGGCGCGCAAGAACAACGUGGCGCGGCUUUGGGAUUACCUGCGGGAGCUGGUGGCGGCCCGCCGGGAGCGCCUGCUGCUCCACUUCGAGCUGCAGAAGAUGCUUCAGGACUUGACCUACCUCAUGGAUUGGCUGGAGGAGAUGAAGGGCCGCCUCCAGUCACAGGACUUUGGGAAACAUUUGCACGGCGUGGAGGACCUGCUGCAGAUUCACGCUCUGGUGGAGGCCGACAUCGCUGUCCAGGCCGAACGGGUGAAAGCCAUCAGUGCCGCUGCUCAGCGCUUCGCCACCCCGGGAGAAGGAUACAAACCCUGCGAGCCCCACCUCGUCCAGGAGCGCGUGGCCACGCUGGAGCGGUGCUACCAGGAGCUGGUGGCGCUGGCGUCGCAGCGGCGCGCCAAGCUGGAGGAGUCGCGUCGCCUCUGGAAGUUCUUCUGGGACAUGGGCGAGGAGGAGGCCUGGAUCCGGGAGCAGAGCCAAAUCCUCUCCUCGGAUGACUUCGGCAAGGACCUCACCAGCGCGCUGCGCCUCACCAGCAAGCACAACGCCUUCCGGGACGAAAUGAGCGGCCGCGCCGGCCCGCUGCAGCAAAGCAUCGCCGAAGGCCGCCAGCUGGUUGCCGAGGGCCACUUCGGGGCCGCCGAGGUGGCCGAGCGGAUCCGGGAAAUCGAGGAGCAGUGGGAGCAGCUGGAGGCGCUGUCGAGCGCACGGGAGCGGCGUCUCCUCCAGACCUCCAGCUUCUACCAGUUCCAAGCGGACGCCAACGACAUGGAGGCCUGGCUGCUGGACGCCCUCCGCUUGGUGUCCAGCUCCGAGGUGGGCCACGACGAGUACUCCACCCAGAGCCUGGUGAAGAAGCAUAAAGAUGUGGAGGAGGAGAUCCACAACCACCGGCCCGCCCUGGACGCCUUGCACGAGCAGGCCCGGAGCCUGCCGGAGGCCUUCGCCCGUUCCCCCGAGGUGGACGGGCGGCUGCCCACGCUGGAGCGGCGCUACGAGGAAUUGGUGACGCUGGCCGAGCAUCGCAGGCAAGCCCUUCAGGACGCCCUCAACCUCUACCAGAUGUUCAGCGAGGCGGACGCUUGCGGGCUGUGGGUCGGCGAGAGGGAGUACUGGAUCGAAACGAUGGACGUCCCGGAGAAGCUGGAAGACCUUGAAGUGGUUCAACAAAGGUUUGAGACACUGGAGCCGGAGAUGAACAACCUGGCCUCUCGCAUCGCGGCCGUCAACGAGAUCGCCAGCCGGCUUUUGGGCACCGACCACAGGAACAAGGACAGCAUCCAGGCCACUCAACAGCAGCUCAACACCAGGUGGCAGCAGUUCCAGGCCCUGGCCAGCCGCAAGAAGGAGGCCUUGACCUCGGCGCUCAGCAUCCAGAACUACUACCUGGAGUGCAACGAGACCAAGGCGUGGAUGCGGGAGAAGACCAAGGUGAUCGAGUCCACCCAAGGCUUAGGCAACGACUUGGCCGGUGUCAUGGCUCUGCAGCGCAAGCUGGCCGGCAUGGAGCGGGACCUGGAGGCCAUCCAAGGCAAAGUCCGGGACCUGCGGGACGAGGCCGCCCGGCUGGCGGACCAGCACCCGGAGCAGGCCGACGCCAUCUCGGAGCGCUUAGCUGAAGUCGACGGGACCUGGGACGAGCUCCGGGGGACCAUGCGCCGGCGCGAGGAGUCGCUGGGCGAAGCCAGCAAACUGCAGGGCUUCCUGCGCGACCUGGACGACUUCCAGGCCUGGCUCCUGCGCACCCAGACCGCCAUUGCCUCGGAAGACGUGCCGGCCGCGCUGCCGGAGGCGGAGCACCUGCUGAGCCAGCAUGAGGCCAUCCGCAAUGAGGUGGAGCACUACGAGGGCGACUACCGGCGGCUGCGGGCCAUGGGGGAGGAGGUGACGCAAGGCCACACCGAUGCCCAGCACAUGUUCCUCCAGCAGCGCCUCCAGGCCCUCGACACCGGCUGGAACGAGCUCCGGCAGAUGUGGGAGAACCGGCACCAGCUGCUCUCGCGGGCCUACAGCUUCCAGAUCUUCCUGAGGGACACCAAGCAAGUGGAAGGGGUGCUCAGCAACCAGGAAUACAUGCUGACGCACACAAGCAUGCCGGCCUCCCUGCAGGCCGCGGAAGCUGCCAUUAAAAAGCACGAGGAUUUCAUGACCACCAUGGAGGCCAACGGGGAGCGGAUCAAGGGCUUGGUGGACUCGGGGCGGAAGCUGAUCAUGGAAGACGGGCUCCACUCGGACAAGAUCCAGGAGAAAGUGAAUUCCAUCGACAGUCGGCACAGGAAAAACCAGGAAGCAGCCCAAGAUCUCCUGGCCCGGCUUCGUGACAAUCGCGAGCUGCAGCACUUUCUACAAGACUGCCAAGAGCUCACCCUUUGGAUCAACGAGAAGAUGCUCUCAGCUCAGGACAUGUCGUACGAUGAGGCCCGGAACCUCCACACCAAAUGGCAGAAGCACCAGGCCUUCAUGGCUGAACUGGCCUCCAACAAGGGCUGGCUGGAGAAAAUUCAGAAGGAGGGAGAGCAGCUGGUGGCCGAGAAGCCGGAGUUGGAGCCUGUGGUGCGGGCCAAGUUGGACGGCUUGCAGCAGCUGUGGCAGGAGCUGGAGUCGAGCACCCAGACCAAAGCUCAGUGCCUCUUCGAUGCGAACCGGGCCGAGCUCUUCACGCAAAGCUGCUCCGCCCUGGAGGCCUGGCUGAGCGGCCUGCAGGCCCAGCUGCACUCGGACGACUACGGCAAGGACUUGACCAGCGUCAACAUCCUGCUCAAGAAACAGCAGAUGCUGGAGAACCAGAUGGACGUGCGGGAGAAGGAGGUGGACGGCCUCAAAGCCCAGGCGCUUGCCCUCACCCAGGAAGACUCCAACACCGUGGAGGUGGACGGCAAACUGCAGGCGGUGGAAGACAGGUUUGUGGAGCUGCGGGCGCCGCUGCGGGAGCGGUGCGAGAAGCUCCUGGCGUCCAAGGAGGAGCACCAGUUCAACCGGGAUCUGGAAGAUGAAAUUUUGUGGGUGAAGGAACGGAGGCCAAUGGCUGUUUCCACCGACCACGGCAAAGAUCUUCCCACCGUCCAGCUGCUGAUCAAGAAAAACCAGACUCUGCAGAAGGAGAUUCAGGGCCACCAGCCGCGCAUCAACGACAUCCUGGGGAGGUGGCAGGGCUUGGCGUGCAGCGGCCUGGAGGCCGAGCUGCAGGGCCGCGUGGAGGCGCUCCAGGAGAUGUGGCAGGAGCUCCAGAACCAGGUGGACCAGCGGCACGGGCGGCUGGAGAAAGCGCAGAUGGCUCAGCAGUUCUACUUCGAUGCCGCCGAGGCGGAAGCCUGGAUGGGCGAACAGGAGCUGCACAUGAUAUCGGAGGAGAAGGCGAAGGAUGAACUGAUUGCCCAGGCCAUGGUGAAGAAACAUCUUGUGAUGGAGCAGGCUCUAGAGGACUAUGCCCAAACCAUUCACCAACUCUCCAUCCAGAGCCGCGACAUGGUGAACAACGGGCACCCUGAGAGUGAGCGGAUCACUCUCCGGCAGGGCCAAGUGGACAAGCUCUAUGCUAGCCUGAAGGACCUGGCCGAGGAGCGCCGUGCCAAACUCCAGGAACAUCUCCGGCUCUGCCAGCUGAAGCGGGAGGUGGACGACCUGGAGCAGUGGAUCUCGGAGCGGGAGGUGGUGGCCGCCUCCCAUGAGCUUGGGCAGGAUUACGAGCACGUCACGAUGCUGCGGGACAAGUUCCGGGAGUUCUCGCGCGACACCAGCACCAUCGGCCAGGAGCGCGUGGACGGCGUCAACCGGCUGGCGGAUGAAAUGAUCUCCGCCAGUCACUCGGAGAACGCCACCAUCGCCGAGUGGAAGGACAGCCUGAACGAGGCCUGGGCGGACCUGCUGGAACUCAUCGAUACCCGGAGCCAGAUGCUGGCGGCUUCCUACGAGCUGCACCGCUUCUACCACGACGCCCGCGAGACCCUCAGCCAGGUCCAGAACAAGCAGAAGCAGCUGCCCGACGAGGUGGGCCGCGACCUCAACACGGCCGAGGCCAUGCAGCGCAUGCACAGCGCCUAUGAGCACGACAUCCAGGCCCUCAGCACGCAGGUGAAGCAGGUGCAGGACGACGCGGCGCGGCUGCAGAAGGCCUACGCCGGCGAGAAGGCGGACGACAUCCGGCGGCACGAGCAGUCCGUGAGCGAGGCCUGGUCGGACUUGCUCAGCAGCAGCAGCGGGCGCCGGCACCUGCUCCUUGACACGGUGGACAAGUUCCGCUUCUUCCGCAUGGUGCGGGACCUGCUGCUCUGGAUGGACGACGUCAACCUCCAAAUAGACGCCCAGGAGAAGCCCAGGGAUGUGUCAUCUGCUGAUCUGGUCAUCAAGAACCACCAAGGCAUCAAGGCCGAGGUUGAGGCCCGGAUCGACAGUUUCAAUGCCUGCAUCGCCAUGGGCAACGACUUGCUAGCCAAGGGCCACUACGCCUCUGACAAGAUUGCAGAGAAACUGACCCAACUGCAGGACCGACGCAAAGAAAUCAACGACAAAUGGCGGGAGAAGAUGGACUGGUUACAAAUCGUCAUGGAGGUGCUGAUGUUUGGGCGGGACGCUAGCAUGGCCGAGGCCUGGCUCUCCGGCCAGGAGCCCAUCGUGCGCUCGGCGGAGCUGGGCAGCAACGUGGAUGAAGUGGAGAAUCUCAUCAAGCGUCAUGAGGGGUUCCAAAAAUCAGCCGCUGCUUGGGAGGAACGCUUCCUGGCGCUGGAGAAGCUCACAACGCUGGAAGAGAACGAACGUCGCCGGCACGAGCUGGAGGAAGCGAGGAAAAAGAGACCUCUGACGCCCCCGCUGCAAGAACUGACAGCCACGUCGCCCCAGAAGCAGCAUCCGGAAAGGCAGCAUUCUCCCAGUGCUCAUCACGACAACCGGAGCCCUGGAGAGAGAGGUCUGUCGCUGGAGUUGCCGUCUCUGAAUGGGAUCAACCCUGAUUCUGAGUCUUCCCAGAUUUCAGAGACGUCGGCCACGGUCAAUGGGUCGCAUCUGGACUCCGGGUCCAAGGGGAAGGAGCCCAGCCCGGCCCCCUCGCCCAAGCGGCCCAAGCUGCCUGCCCUCGGCGCCGACCCCUCUCAGUCCACCACGCUGCCCCUGCGGACGCCGGAUCCCUCGGCCUCGGAGCAGAUGGAAGGGGUGCUGUGUCGGAAGCAGGAAAUGGAAUCGCAGGGCAAGAAGGCCGCUAACAGGUCCUGGCAGAACAUCUACUGCAUUGUACGGAAAGGCAGCCUGGGCUUCUACAAGGACGGCAAGAACGCCAGCAACGGCAUCCCCUACCACGGCGAAGUGCCCGUCAGCUUGCAGGGCGCGCAGUGCAACGUCGCUCUGGACUACAAGAAACGCAAGCACGUCUUCAAGCUCGGGCUAACAGACGGCAAAGAAUAUUUAUUCCAAGCCAGGGAUGAGGCCGAGAUGAGCAGCUGGAUGAGAGUCAUCAACACCACGGCUGCCUGCACCCCGACGCCGCAAGGCCUUGCGGAAGAACAAGCCCCGCUCAUCAACAAGGGCAUGUCCCGGGCCCUGACCAUGCCUCCCGUGUCUCCCAACAGCGCCCCAGAAGGGACCGUCACCCUGCGGAGCAAAGAGACCAAGGAAAAAGACCGGGAGAAGCGCUUUAGCUUUUUCAAGAAGAACAAAUAGGGACACCCGCGGGAAAAGGGGCAGGGGGUGGAGUGCUGCAGCUGCUACAUCUGUACAGGACUGAUCAUCAGGGAGGGCACA